Molecule: messenger RNA, 1286 nt
Organism: Zychaea mexicana
Lineage: Eukaryota; Fungi; Mucoromycota; Mucoromycetes; Mucorales; Lichtheimiaceae
Product: succinyl-CoA ligase subunit alpha
Exons: 7
Coding region: 74-1102 (342 amino acids)
Biological process (GO): tricarboxylic acid cycle
Cellular component (GO): mitochondrion; succinate-CoA ligase complex (ADP-forming)
Molecular function (GO): succinate-CoA ligase (GDP-forming) activity; succinate-CoA ligase (ADP-forming) activity
Source: RefSeq, a predicted model, not a curated record
UCUUUUUUCUUUUUUCCUCUGCUUCUUGGAGCUCCCUCUUACACUUCUUUACGCAGCAACAUCCGUUAUUCCCAUGAUUGGUUCUAGCAGUAAAUCAGCAGCGGCAGCAGCUAUGCGUGCCACCAGUGCAGCAGCGACUGCCUGUCGAAACACCUUUACCGUCAACGCCGGAUACGAGUCAACCAUCCAAAACCUGAAGCUCACUGCAAACACGCGUGUGAUGUGUCAAGGAACGGGCAAACAGGGAACCGCACAAAUGCUCGAAGCUAUCAAGUUUGGCACGAAUUUUGUCGGCAGUGUCUCUGCGCGCAAGGCUGGAACAGCACAUUUAGAGAGACCUGUAGUCGGCAGCGUGCGAGAGGCAGCUGAGGUGUUGCGACCGGAUGCCACGGUUGUCUACGUCCCCCUUGCUGGUGCCGCUGACGCAUUCAUGGAAGCCAUUGAGGCCGAGAUCCCAUUGAUCGUAUCGGUGACCGAAGGCAUUCCAUUCAUGGAUAUGGCACGCGUCAAAGCAGCAUUGCUGAGCCAGAACAAGUCGCGUUUGGUAGGCCCCAACUCGCCCGGCAUUGUGUCUCCUCUAGCUGGCUGCAAGAUCGGCAUCAUGCCCAACCGUAUCUAUAGCCCCGGCAACAUUGGCGUCGUUUCACGUUCCGGUACCUUGUCGUAUGAGGCAGUGCAGCAGCUUACGCAGCUAGGCAUGGGCCAAACCUUGUGUGUGGGCGUGGGCGGUGAUCCUAUCAACGGCACCAACUUUAUCGAUGCGCUGAAAAUCUUUUUGGAUGAUGACAAAACCGAAGGCAUCGUGAUGAUUGGCGAGAUCGGUGGCAGUGCUGAAGAAGAGGCUGCAGAAUUCUUGAAGCAAUACAACUUUUCAAGAGAGAAGCCGAAGCCUGUGGUGUCCUUUAUUGCUGGCUUGACCGCUCCUCCUGAUCGUCGUAUGGGACACGCUGGUGCUAUUGUGUCGCACACGGGCAAGGGAAAUGCGCCGGAUAAAAUAAACGCAUUGCGAAAUGCAGGUGUUGUGAUGGCACGGGCUUUACCUUUUGUCGGUGUUACCCUGCAGCAGGAAAUGAUCAAGGCCGGAUUAAUGGAGAAGCAGUGAUCGCUGUCUUUCAACCCUUACACCUGUUGCUUACCCACCCUCCGCUUGCCUUGUGUCAGUACAGUUCUAGUAGAGUACAUGCUUGCCUUUUUCCCUUACAGACGCCCUAGAUAGUAAUAUGUAUAUGUACAGUUUGAAAUAACAAUUUAAAAACAAUUCGGGUUCCUCGUGAUUAUCCGUUCUC